Messenger RNA from Halteromyces radiatus, 1349 nucleotides. RefSeq lists its product as uncharacterized. The coding region runs from base 217 to 1233 and encodes 338 amino acids. Lineage: Eukaryota; Fungi; Mucoromycota; Mucoromycetes; Mucorales; Cunninghamellaceae. The record is from RefSeq and is a predicted model, not a curated record. The transcript has 2 exons.
UUUUUUUUUUUGUUAACUUGUCAUUUAGUCUUCAUUCAUUUUCCAAAUCUCUUUCUCUCUAUUUCUCUCUUUUUACUGCGGUAUACUCAAGAAAAAAAUAGAGUCAAUUUCUUCCAAGUUUUCUUUUGUUUUUAUCUUGGCGUUUCUAAAUAGACCUUUUUUUUUUUUUUUACCACACGCCAUUCAUAUACUAUUUUAAUCAACAAUAACAGCAAUAUGGUGGACAACGAUAACAACAAUAUAACCAAGAAUAAUAACAAUGAUAAUGACGGCCCCAACGCCGGUUUGAUAGCUGGACUAACGACAGGUUUGGUGGUGGCAGCUCUAGUGGCCCUGACCGCUGGGUUAUUUAUCUAUCGAAAAAGGAAAAGAGCAAGAAUGAAUAUCAGUAAGAAGACUCUAGACUCAGUUGAAGAUCCUCCUCCUUCCAAUCCAAUGGUAUCAGUUUCUCCUCCUUCUCCUCUUACCAUUCUGGUUCCACCACAGCAGACGCAUCAACAACAGGAUCAACAUCAUUAUGAAACUUUGCCACCUCUUUAUAUUCCACCAUUAUCAACAACACCAGCAGUCAACAACUCCAUUGGAUUGCCCACUACAACUAUUCAAAGAUCAUUGACACUUGCUUCACGACCUCAUCGGAAAUCACCAACAGCUAUUUCCUCCAAUUCGCCGCUCAAUCGAUCAGCCUCCGUCAAAAUAACAAAGUACGAUCAUUAUCCUUUGACACUGGAUGAUGAUGAUUUAGAUCAUGUACAAAUACGACGUGCAAUCUCCGUGAAACGACAAAAUGCAAACACAUCAUCAACAACUGUUCCUUUCUUAGUCCAACCUGUAGCAACAACAGUAUCUCGAUCUAAUUCAGUUCGUUCUACCAAUAAUCGAGGAUUGGAUGAUAAAGAAUCGAUUACCGCAAUCACAACUACUUCCAUAAACAAAACAACAAGUAUAGAUUCUACGACAGAAAAUAAUAACAAACUCAAUGAUGGUUCUAUGCAAGAAACAACUACAACAACAACAUCUUCUGCUGGCAGUGGUGCGAUUCAGGUGGUCUGUGCUAAACCAACCAUUGCAAGGAUACGAUCUAUAUCAAGAAAGGGUACUAAGGGAAAGAAAUCAACAAUAGAACAAGAAGACAAACAUGAAGAACGAACAUCAAUACCUGGUAGUACUCAUUCUUCUACUUUGGCAGAUGGCGAAAUCACUGUGUAUUGGCAACCUCCUUCUACUAAUUAGUUCUCUCUUUUGAUAGUUUUUUAGUUGAAUGUAUUAUUACCUCCUUAAUUAUUAUUAUUCUUAUUACACCUGUCAAAAUAAAUAAACUUGGUUUACAAAUUUGGAAGUGUUCUGAA